AUGAUUUACAUACGAAAUAAUCUUCUUGGUGGUAUAACACAAUCUUCAUGGUUUGAUGUUCGUCCUCUUGUUUAUGAUCCAAUAUUGAGUGGUUUUCCUCCUAAUACAUCAAUUCGAAUGAUAGUUAAAAACAUAAUGAUUGAACAAUGGAAUCCAUCAUAUUCAUAUAGUCGCUUUUACGAAUCAUGUGCACCAAGUUACUGUACUCAUUCUCAAAGAACUCAUACAAAAACUAUUAUUGGAAUGAUGAUAACAAUGUUGUCCAUGAUCGGAGGUCUUACUGUUUCACUACAUCUAAUUACACCUUAUCUUGUCAAGUUUCUUUUCUCCUUAUUUAAAUUGUACAACAAAAGAGAACAAAAACAACAACGAGUAACAAUUUGUCAGUUAAAAUUUGAACCUAUAUCAUUAUAUCCAGCUUAUUUGGAGGUUGAUUUACUACCACCAGUUGUUGCUGAUUUUAAUGGUGAUCAUCGACUCGAUCUUGCUUUUGCACGUCAAGUGACCCAAUGUAUGUAUGUGACGCUUGGAAAUGGUAACGGAACUUUUUCAGAUGAAUUAUCGCUUCCGGUAUGGGGUGUUACUUGGCUAAGAUUCGCUGCUGGUGAUUUCAACAAUGACAAUCAACUCGAUCUCACUUUCAACGAUUAUGACGGAGGCCAAGUGGCUAUCAUGCUCGGAAAUGGCAAUGGAACUUUUGAAGCACCAGUUAGGUUCUCAACAGCACAUGGCAGUUACCCAGUGGACAUCUCUGUAGCUGACUUCAACAGUGACAAUUAUUUAGAUAUCGCCGUCGUAAAUUAUGGAAUCGAUAGCGUUGGUAUCUUGCUUGGAAAUGGUAACGGAAAUUUUUCAGCACAGACAACAUUUUCGACCGGACGUGGUAGUUACCCACGAUCGCUUGCUAUCGCUGACUUUAACGGUGAUACUUACAAAGACAUCGCUGUUGCCAAUUUAAAUACUAGAAAUAUUGGUGUUUUUCUUGGACAUGGUGAUGGAACUUUUGAAACCCAGAAGUCGUCUUUCAAUAGAGAUCACUUCUUUCCGAUUCGCAUCGCUGUCGGCGAUUUCAACGAAGAUACACGAUCAGAUGUCGCUGUCAGCUAUGAGUCGGAAAGCAUUGUUGGUGUGAUGUUUGGUUACGGUAAUGGCACUUUCGGCACACAAGCGGACUCUGCCAUAGAAACUGCUGUAAUAACGCUUUCAGCCGCUGUCAGUGAUUUCAACUGUGAUGGUCAUCUUGAUAUCGCUAUUGGCCAGAAUAAAUCACAUAGUAUAGGUGUGCUACUUGGACAUGGUGAUGGAAAUUUUGACAAACAAACAAUAUUUUCGAGUGAAUUUAAUGGUCCCUACACUUCGAUGGUUGUCGGUGAUUUUAACGGUGAUGGUUGUCAAGAUAUUGUCGCCAUGAACAGUGAAUCUUAUAGCAUGGAUAUUCUUUUGAACACAUGUGAAUGUUGCUCAAGUGAGACUCUCAAGACAAAUACAUUUAUCCAUCAAUGA
Messenger RNA from Rotaria sp. Silwood2, 1503 nucleotides. NCBI's taxonomy places the organism in Eukaryota, Metazoa, Rotifera, Eurotatoria, Philodinida, Philodinidae. The record is from the annotation of a GenBank genome assembly.